AAUGGAGAAUUUUUUUUUUUGUUCAAUUUCUAAUAAUGAAAAUGGUUACUGUACACAGAUGGUCGGUUCAAAGAGAUCAAGGCCAUUCUCCAUGGAGAUGAUUCCUCCAGUUCCUCCUUUCCGGUUCCAAGCUCCAACAAUUUCAGCCCAGAUGAGCAGACUAGACUCUUCACUUUCAUGUGGUAGUCACAGCAUGAUCAAUCUGGAACCAUGUGACACAAUCUCAAGAGAAAUAAAGCCAGGAAAUUACUUGGAGCCCAGCAUAAAAAAAUGCACUAGUACAGAAACUGGAACAACAGAUGGAAAUUUCCUUUUAUUAGGCUCAUCAACAACUCCAUCAGUUCAGAAUCAACGAGAAGGACCCAAAUUUAGUUUCUUCCCAUUUCAGGAAAGCAAUGGGGAAUCGCAGUGUAGAGGUGGAUCAGUUCAGAAGAAAAUUUUCUCUAGCUUCUUAGUUCCAAGGAAGCAAAUGGGUAUGUUGCAAACAAACUUAAACUUUGGCUUAAACAAUGAGAGGGCUGAAACAAGAGGAGAUGGCAUUGAUCUCAAUCUCAAACUCUAACUGCAGUUGAGAAGCUGAU
Molecule: messenger RNA, 581 nt
Organism: Manihot esculenta (cassava)
Lineage: Eukaryota; Viridiplantae; Streptophyta; Magnoliopsida; Malpighiales; Euphorbiaceae
Exons: 3
Coding region: 2-562 (186 amino acids)
Source: RefSeq, a predicted model, not a curated record